Messenger RNA from Malaclemys terrapin pileata, 4135 nucleotides. RefSeq names its product MAF bZIP transcription factor K (gene MAFK). The record is from RefSeq and is a predicted model, not a curated record. The transcript has 2 exons. NCBI's taxonomy places the organism in Eukaryota, Metazoa, Chordata, Testudines, Emydidae. Gene Ontology annotation, biological process: regulation of transcription by RNA polymerase II. The coding region runs from base 645 to 1238 and encodes 197 amino acids. Gene Ontology annotation, molecular function: RNA polymerase II cis-regulatory region sequence-specific DNA binding; DNA-binding transcription factor activity, RNA polymerase II-specific. Gene Ontology annotation, cellular component: nucleus.
CCGGGAGGCACAGAAACUCGCCCUGUGUCUUAAUAAUCGGUUUUGCCUGCUUUUUCAAAAGUGAUAUAUUUGCGGUGUCUGUGGCUAAGGGUUAGUAAUGGAAUACCUUUUUUCCCCAGGCUGCUGGUUCAAAGACAGUCCAGGUCAGUAAUGACCAAAAUGGGAGGGGAGCAGCGGCAACGUUACUGUCUGGUGGCUUUUCCGUGUCUUUUGUGAAAUGAGUUGAUAGUCUUAGUACAGUCCCUACCGGCUGGAUCUGUAUAUCUCAAAAUCCUCCACAAAAACUGACUGGCUCAUGGAGACUGAACUCCCCUCUAGCCCUUAGAGGUGAAAUAGCACAUUGCCACAGUAGUAUAUGGUAGCCAGCAAAAUUGCUAAUUGAGGAUGGAAUCCAGUAUUGAUCCACUUCCUCGCACUUUUUCUCAGCAAAAAUAAUAUCAAGAAUUUAAAACAAGCCCCAUUUAACUUCAAAAAACCCAAACAAGCUGUAUUUACAAGUGGCACUUGCUGGCAAUACAAAGACCCUCCCAUAUGUGGCUGAAGGAAGACACUCCUCUCUGAAUCCUUUUGGUGGUCCUAAAGGCUGAUGGUUUUUGUUAGUGAGUGGUUACAUAGCCCCAAAACGUCGCAUGGUGCUGUAGAGAAUGGGUCACUAUGUCUUGAAUGUUGGGUCUGUUUCCUUCCCCAUUCCCUUUGAAAAUCUUGUUGUGUUGUUUUUUCCAGUUGCAAUUUCUGACCAGUUCUGUCCAGGAGACUGUGCCCAGGUUAUGACGACUAAUCCCAAACCGAACAAGGCAUUAAAGGUAAAGGAGGAGUCAGGAGAGAACGCCCCAGUGCUGAGUGACGAUGAACUCGUGUCAAUGUCCGUCCGGGAGCUGAACCAGCACCUGAGAGGGCUCACGAAAGAAGAGGUCAUCCGCCUGAAGCAGCGGAGGCGCACGCUCAAGAACCGGGGCUAUGCUGCCAGCUGCCGCAUCAAGCGUGUGACACAGAAGGAGGAGCUGGAGAGGCAGCGGGUUGAGCUGCAGCAAGAGGUGGAGAAGCUGGCCCGAGAAAACAGCAGCAUGAAGCUAGAGCUGGACGCCCUGCGCUCCAAGUACGAGGCAUUGCAGACCUUUGCUCGUACCGUUGCACGGGGGCCUAUUACCCCGACCAAAGUCGCCACCACUAGUGUCAUCACCAUUGUGAAAUCAGCUGAAAUCUCAUCCAGUUCUGUGCCAUUUUCAGCAGCAUCCUAGUGCCCUAGAUGGGGGAACUACAGCCUUUCGGAGGGAUGGGGAAAGGGCUCUUAUGCACCGUUCCAGAGUCCUUGGUCACUUCAAGAAUUGGCAUUUUAACAAUUCCUUCUCUUUCAAAAGUGCAAAAAAAAAAAAAAAUCUACAAAGGGAACGUAACUGGCUGCUCCUCUGUGAACUUAGUGGUUCCAUGAAGCUCUUGUGGCUGGGAUUUGAGCUCUGUACCUAGUAUGAGCUUUCUCUUCCUCCUCCCCCUGCCUCCCCAACCCCCUUUAGGCUGUGGGCAGCUUCCCAAUUGGGAGAAGAUACCGGAGGAGCCUUUGUGAAUAAUGUUCAAGAGCCAGGUAACAGAUGGACUGUCGAAAUCAUGUGAGAUGAAUGUAUAGAGAAGAGUUUCCUUCAGUGGCAUCCAACUCCCAUUAAGAAGUUACCUCACCCCACCACCACGUUCCACUGUCAUAGCAGUGGCAGAGAAAUAAACUCUGAAGCAGAGUCCAUUCCGCCAUGCACUGGGGGGAGGAGAGGAGGGUUGGUCAUACAGAGAGGGAAUAUGUUUGGGUCAGACCACACCAGUUAGGAAAAACCUUCCUGUCUUCAGCCCAUACCGGUUACCAGUUUACAUGUUUUAAUACACCCCAUACCUGUGUGGCCUAUAAAGCUAAAUUGCAGCCUCCCUUAUACAAAGCCAAGUCUACCAAGAGCUCCUUCCCCAAGAUGUGCCUGUAAAUUGGGUAUAUUUAUGCAGUUUAUUUCUUCCAGAUGAUCCACAGGUUUGUAAUAGUGGCUUAUUCAGGGUUCCUUGAAGCUCAAGGGAGGAAGGCACAGUAAAAUUCAAGAAGGGAGGUAUGUUGCGGGGCAUAGAGAGAAAUACUAGAAGUAUUACCGGCCUGAGGCAGAAUUGGUUGCCAUGGUGGGAAGUUGUUGUCCUGGAAAUCAGCACUGUGAAAAGGUGUUUAUGUAGAGCAUGUUAGAAAGAUGUGUUAAAAGCACUGAAGUAAAAAGAGGGCCCAUAGUGUAUGUGCAAGAAGAUCAAAGCCAGCAGAAACUCCUGGAUAACAGAGGUAGUGGUGGUUAAGGCCUUUGCCUGUUAGAACAGUGGCCAUCCCAACCUAAGGGGCCAUGUACACUGAUCUUUGCCAACAAGAGAUAGGGUAUGGGAUGCCGGGUGGAAGCUGAAAAAGGGAAGAAAGAUUCUUAACCCAAUCUCAGUCAUUAAAGCUGGGUUCCAAAGAGUAGAAAAACCUAUAGUGUUUUGUGUUGAGAGGGUUGAGAGAAUCUGUCUGACGACAAUCCUGAAACUGAACAUUUCUUGGGGGUGUGAAUUAUCCCUAGAGAUGCAUGGAGGGCAGGAUUGGAAUCGGUGGCUUUUGGGGGAUGGUAAAAUUGGGGUCAAUAAGUAGGGCUUAUGGUUCUGAAGGAUAGUUGGGAAGAGGUAACCGUGGCUCAGCAGUGGGCAGGAAAGGGGAAGCCAAAGGGAGAAGAGUCUAUUCUUUAACAGGACUGAAAAGACAUUCUAAGUUUCCAGGUCUGAGUAAAAAUAGCUAUGUUCAUGUUUGUGUGUGUUUGAAGUAGGAAAGAAAAGGGAUUGCCUGGUGUUCCAGAGUAGGUCAAAGAAUUGUGGGCUGUCAGAUGCCUGCUCUAAAGCAGGUGAGAAGAGGUUGAGACUCCUGAAGUUCAAGAUGACUGGAGGAGAUGGCUAAUGUUCAUAUUCAGAAGAGUUUGGUAGACCGGUGUUCCAGAGUAAGGUACAAAGGAGAAGAUGGAGAAGAAUGACUGGUGGUCUAGUUUAACUGAAAAGGAUAAAGGAAGAUGCUCCUAUCGUUGAAGAGGACAGAAAAUUAGCAUCCUAGGCCAGUGUAGGAUAUUGUUUGUGAAGUUAUCUUGUGUCUUGAAUUGCAAGAAGAAUGCACAAGUUUAGUGAAGCCCUGUCUUUCUUCUAAAGACAAACACAAGUUGUUGUUGGCUCACUUUUUCCCAGUCACUGGAGUCUCUUGGUUUCCCAAGAAGGUACUUAAGUCAAGUAGUUGGAGAGGCAGAACCUGGUUCUCAUUCAGUCCUAAACCUCUACACUGAUGACUUUCCUGAGCCAUAGGAUGUGUAAGAGUAAUACUUCCUUGAUGGCUUUUACCCCACCAGAUUCAUCUCCUCCUGGAGGAGGCAAACAGGAAGUUACCAACAAAUAUAGUUUGGAGGUAUUUAACUCCACUUCUCCUCCACUUCCUUACCAUCUCCUAACAGGCAGAUUGAUGUCUUGCGUAUCAGUACCAGUUAUUGGCUCCCCCAGCAGAAGCUGAGGAAGAGAAGACCCUAAUUCCUUUUCAUGUUCUGUAACUCAAAAGUACUUGGAAAUCUUCCCAGAUCUCUGAGGUGCAACCAUUAACACAGGCAAUGUCUAGAUUCCUAGCACUGUUGGGACUUUAAAAGAGAAACAGAAAAAUAUCCAGUGGACUUGGAAAUGACUGAAUGUUCCCCAUUUCUAAAAUAGCUCCAUGAAAGUCUUGACAUUCCUGAACAAAUAAGACCACCCCCUCCACCUGGGGAAUCCUUCACUGCACCAAGGAAAUGAAAUCAACUAGACAGGAGAGUAAUGGGAAUUUAAACAUAAUUCGGUGGGGUUCAGUUGCUGUUGGAAUGAGAUGAGGAAUAGAUCUGAGUUCUUUACUAGUACUUCCAUUGUGGCUGAGCAUUUUCCAAUUCUCGGAAAUGUGCCAAAGGCUUGUCCAAGUGAUUGCUGGUUUAGUGCUAGAAGGCGCGUAGUCUCUGAUUACUCAAUCAAGAAUGAGGCCUGGGUGUUAUUAAAGCUGUUGAUACCAUAACCAUGGUAGGUAAUCCAUAUUGGAUAUCCAUAAGGACCACGUGGAAAUAUUUAAAAAGAGAAAUAUAUAUAUAUAUAUAUAUAU